Messenger RNA from Lytechinus variegatus (green sea urchin), 3818 nucleotides. RefSeq lists its product as uncharacterized. Bases 97 to 3069 code for a protein of 990 amino acids. The record is from RefSeq and is a predicted model, not a curated record. Gene Ontology annotation, biological process: cell adhesion; signal transduction. NCBI's taxonomy places the organism in Eukaryota, Metazoa, Echinodermata, Echinoidea, Temnopleuroida, Toxopneustidae. Gene Ontology annotation, cellular component: extracellular matrix. Gene Ontology annotation, molecular function: heparin binding; integrin binding. The transcript has 17 exons.
ACAGUCAAUUAAAUCAUUCUCUUGGUUGCAUGAGCCAUGGUCGGUGUGAUAUGUUUGAUGGAGAAGCAAAAUUAGCAUAAACCGCUUCGAGGUAAAAUGAAUCUGCAAGUUCGGAGUUCAACGACCAAUUCCAUCAAUCUGAGCUGGAACUCAUUUCUUCCGAUGGUUGGAUCAUCCACACAAGGCCAUUAUGUGGUCUAUUAUACGACAACAUUCUCAAAUCAUAUCCAGAGUUGGCCGGGCCAAAUAGAGGCUGGAAACAAGACACAGACAUCCAUCAGAAAUUUGAAAGAGAGCACAGACUAUUAUUUCCGGGUGAGCUAUCACAUUCCAGGGCGUGGUGUAAGAUUCGAAGGGCAUCUUUCGGAAGUAGCGUUACAUCGGACAGGAACACCUGCUCCUCUUGGUGGCUGUGAACAUGACAACAGACACUAUGAUGAAGGUAUGACCAUCCAUCAAUCCUGUGACUCGGUCUGUGAUUGUCUUCUGGGUUCAUGGAUCUGCAGACCAAGGGGUUGUCCUCCUGCACCCGAUGUACGUAUCAGCCCUGUUAACUGCAGAGAGGAACCCCACCCAGAUGACCCAGAGUGUUGCACCAUGAUCAAGUGUGAUGAGGGUUCAAACGACUCCAUACAACCAGCUGACUGCAUUGAUGGUGGUGUGCUCCGAGUCCAUGGGGAGACCUACUACCGUGGAUGUGAAGAAGUGUGCUUCUGUGACAAUGGGGUAUCAGACUGCACCCGUAGGUGCCCUGACCCAGGCCAGAUGAUUCCAGACCUCCAGACAUGCCCACACCCUACACUCCUGGAACCACCGGAGGGAGAAUGCUGCCCCCAUUGGUCAUGUCCACCUCCACCAAACUCAUGUGAACUGAACGGCAACACCUAUGAAGAUGGCGAGUUUUUUGACGUUGAUUGUAGCAUGCGAUGUCAAUGUCUUGGCGGUAGUGUUCGAUGUGUCCCUAGAUGUCCGGUCAGCUUUGCUGUUUCCACAGUGAACUGUCCGAACCCAAAGAUGGUUCAGCUACCAGGCGAGUGCUGUCUGCAGUGGGAGUGUGAACAGCCAGCGGCUCCCGGAUGCCUGUACCAUGGUGCCUCAGGGAACAUCAGCAUGGUGGAUGGUGACUGGAUAAAUGAAGACUGUGAUAGCCGAUGCCUCUGUGACAGAGGUACCCUGAUGUGUAUGCCAAUGUGUGCUGAACCAUCACCACCAUCACCAACUCCACUUUGUCCACAUCCUGUAGUUACCAAGCUGAGAGAAACAGACUGCUGUCGGGUGAUUGCUUGUCAUGACCCAAAAGGAGAGAGUCCAAAUGUGGUCCAGGAUGUCUCAGUUCUGGCCUUCAACAUGACGGCCAUUACAGUUGGGUUCACACCACCAGCCAACACUGACCUGAGAGCAAUGACUGAUGGAUACAUCAUCUACUAUACCAAUAGAUCAGAAAAUGUCACGCUUGAUGAUUGGACGGCACUGAGAAAGGAUUUUCCCCUUGGUGUUGAGAUUCGUGGCCACAUCAUGAUGGAGAUAAAUAACCUGUUGCAAGAGACAACAUAUUACCUAAAGAUCAGAGUCAGUAUACCAGAUAAUAUGGACUCCCAGCUGGCCCCACGAUGGCCCAACACUCUACCAAGUACUGAUAUCUUUCUUGUCACUACAUCUGAAAAUGCACCGCAACCAUGUACUUAUAAGGGCAUUGUUUACGAACAUGGUGAGCAUUUUAAUGAUGGCUGUGAGUCUGCCUGUGAGUGCCGAGCUGGAAGAACUAUCUGCCGUGAACUAUGCCCCAAGACAGAAGUAAUUGCAUCUGAACUAUGCCCAAACCCUAGACAGGUUAUCAUCAAGGGUGAAUGCUGUCCAGAGUGGCAGUGUUUUCCAAAUGAUGGUGAUUGCAGCCAUAGCAACAAGAUCUAUCAGAAUGGAAUGGAAUGGCGGGAAGGAUGUGACCUCAGAUGUCGCUGUCAUGAUGGGACAGUUUCAUGUCGCAACGUAUGUAAUAGCACAACAACCAUGCCCAAACAGCUUGAGUGUCCCUACCCUGUACAGGUCCGUGUAGCAGAUACCUGUUGCCUGGAAUGGGUGUGCUAUGAUUUUCCUCCAAGCAACAACAUGGCCAGCAAGCCUCUCCCAUUGCCACUUUCGUUUUUCCUAAUCAACAUUUCUGUAACCAACACAUCAGCAAGAAGUGCGACUAUUAGGUGGCCUGGACUGACAGAUCUGCAGAGACAGUAUAUCGGACAGUUCCGACUCAAGUACAGAGAGCUAACGUAUGGUGGCAAACCAUGGAACAGUACAGUGUCUUUCAGGCCUGAGCUGCGAAAAUAUACCAUCUUAGACUUACGUCCAGCUAGGAGCUACGUUGUACAGCUUGUUGUUUUGGUUGGCUCAUCAAGUGCUCAGGUCGGCAUCCAUCUACAGACGAGUAAAAUUGAAGUCGAUACACUCUGGCUACCAUCCAUCCCAUACCCUGGAGAUGCAUUUGACAUUGAGAUCUAUGAAGUCACAACGACCACAGCAUCCAUUAGGUGGUCGGCAUUACCAAGGGAAAUCAUUUCUCACAUAGUUGGCUGGCGACUCAUGGUUGUAUCAAAGGACGAAAGUCGAGUAUUGGAAUCUGAGAUAGUAGAACGUUCAGCUCUAUCAUACAUGAUACGCAACCUGACAGAGGGCGAAACAUAUCACAUACAGCUCCUUGGUCUAUGGGACAAUGACACUGUCACUCGAGAAGUACGAUCCAAGACUGUAGCAAUUACCACCCACAAACUGUUUAAUACUCAGCAUAAACGAGGACUAUCAUCGCCCAUGUCAGCGAUUAUCGGUACGAUCAUCGCCCUCUGUGUCUUCCUGGUGGUCGUUAUUGCUUUCAUCUAUAUGAGAAUUAAGAAGAGACAUUCAGAGAGGUAUGAUGUGUAUGGCAGAAAUGCAACAAUUAACUUCAGACCAUCCAACUAUGAACACGUCUAUGAAGGGACACACGAAAAUGAUGAACAGCACAGUGAAAGACGGUUCAGCGAUGCAGGUCUGUUAGAAAGUGGUAGAAGAGACAGUGAAGCUGAACUAUUGGACAUUUGAAUGAAUCUUUACCAAAGGGGGGCGUUUCAUAAAGCUGUUCUUAAGUUUAAAAUGACUAUGUUGACCUGUUUGCCUUCGCAUAACAAUUGAUAUUAUGGUAAUUAUGAGGGUGAUGAUGCUCAUUUUAUAUAUAGUAGCCAAUCAAAAUUAAAGAUGCAUUGGAAGUAACCAUUACAGUAACUUGUAUGUAAUGUGGCCCUCUUCUUAUGCUACAUGAAUGUCCUGUCUAAUGAAAUAUGAGUGAUUUUCCUAUGACAUUAAUCUUAUAUUGACAGAUGAUAAACUUUGCAUUGAAACUGUGCUAAACAAGAAUUUGAAUAGAUGAAGGUCGAAUUUCAUAUAACUUCAUGGGAAUCAAAUUGAUUGAAGAUCUGGGCCCCAUCUUACAAAGAGUUACGAUUGAUCCCAUCAACCUCAAGUAUAUGGAAAUCCAUUCUUGACAUAAUUUUUUCUUUAGGAAAUUUGCACAAUGUCCUUUGAAAACAGAGAAGAUUACUUAAUUGUCGAGAAAACGGUGAAAAUGUAUUAAGAUACAUUAUGUAUCGAAAAUAUACCCGCCGAGCAGACAUGGAUUUCAGAUGUUGACGUUGCUGGCUUUCCAUAGUUGUGGUUGAUUAGAUCAAUCGUAACUCUUUGUAAGACGGGGCCCUGAUUAGGAAGUGGGGAAAAUGUCACCAGUCAUGGGUCUCUUAUGAACAGCUUUAUGAAAUACCACCCUUGAAAAUAAAUGUCUGCUUGAGAUGAUAUGA